Mytilinidion resinicola is the source of this 1452-nucleotide messenger RNA. RefSeq names its product kinase-like protein. Gene Ontology annotation, molecular function: protein serine/threonine kinase activity; ATP binding. The transcript has 3 exons. The record is from RefSeq and is a predicted model, not a curated record. Lineage: Eukaryota; Fungi; Ascomycota; Dothideomycetes; Mytilinidiales; Mytilinidiaceae. Gene Ontology annotation, biological process: protein phosphorylation. The annotation marks the transcript as partial. Gene Ontology annotation, cellular component: cytoplasm.
AUGGCGGCGAGUAGUUCUAGUGGCGCAGCAAACAUCGCGCCGAGCGGCCUUGACGAACUCAUCGUGCCAGAACAAACCAUCGACGACGCUGGCUUUGACAAAAUCAACAACCUUCUCCAUGCCUGUCCACAGCUAUCGAAAUGGCACGGCCGCCCGCGGACCUUCUCGCUGCUGCGAAUGGCGGGAUGCGCUGAUGACAACGAGAUUGCGGCCGCCUUCAUCUCACAAGGCAUCAAUGACCGAUGCAUCCCAUUCUCCCCGAAAUACCUUCCUGCAGCCAUCAGUUCAGACCCAGAACUGCUUGACCGCGUGCUGAAGUACCAGCCUUUUGUUCUCACGAGACUUGGGACUGCUGAUUCUUUCCACGGCUCCAGCUUUGUGCUCGAAGAAAGCACCGGCCGCCAUAGGUACAUUGAGGAUGGCCAGCUCUUCUUCGACCAACUGAAACUCCUUGGAAAUGGUGCUAGCGCUCAGGUUCAUCGUGUUGAGCACAAAGACUCCAAAGUCCACUUUGCUAGAAAGAGUAUCGAAAGAGGAGGUAGUUUGAAAAAGCAACAAUCGCAGCUCCAAGAGUUCGAGCAAGAGUUGAAUACACUUCGGAAACUGCAUCAUCGACAUCUUGUACGCUGCUACGGUAGCUAUACAGAUAAGACUAGCUUUGCUCUGCUGAUAUGGCCUAUUGCGGAUCAUGAUGCUCAUAAGCCGUUACAUGAGCAGAUUCCAGCCCAGCUCACAAUCACAGACCGGGACAACCUACGGCGCGCUUUUGGAUGUCUUACGAGCGGAGUGGUGUACGUACACAAGAACCUAAUUCGUCACAAAGACAUCAAACCGGGCAACAUCCUUGUCAGCAACAAUUCCGUGUAUCUGUGCGACUUCGGCGUGUCUAUGGCUUGGUCCACGCAGGAACGUAGCACGACCGAGGACAAAGUGUUUAAACACACGGAGAAGUACAGUCCUCGCGAAGUUGCCGAUGCAGAGCCAAGAAAUACCGCGGCUGACAUCUGGUCUCUUGGAUGCGUAUUCUUGGAGAUGAUUACCGUUAUCAAAGGUGUCUCUGUGAAAGAAAUGGAGGCGUUCCUUCUCCAACGCUGUGACCACUUCAAGGCUUACUGGCAUGCGACAGACGAAAUACCCGCUUGGUUAGACUAUUUGAAGACUGUGACUGGCACUUUUUCCGACCACGAUGAAAAUGACGAUGCGCCUCUGGAGUGGGUGAGACUGAUGCUCCUAGAUGACCCAAAGAAACGCAUCAAAGCCGAGAAGCUUCUCCGACGCAUCUCGGAUGCAUCUGCAGGAUUGCGAGAGCCUACUCGUUACAUUGGCGAUCGAUGCAAAACCGAACUAGAGACGGGAGAGGACGUGACCUCUAAACCCGAAGCUGAUCAACCUGUCGAGGAGGCGAGACCAAAUGCACAGCCCCAAGAACCUAUCAACUUGACCAUCAAAGGG